This is a messenger RNA of Moneuplotes crassus, 949 nucleotides long. The record is from the annotation of a GenBank genome assembly. NCBI's taxonomy places the organism in Eukaryota, Ciliophora, Spirotrichea, Euplotida, Euplotidae.
UAUCAUGAAAAGCAACCAAACCUGCCAUUUCUCUCAUGAGGAGACAACAAAUAGACAUUCAGAACAAGACAAUUCUUAUUUUGAAGAAGAUGACGAGAGUCCAAGAUAUGACAGCAUUUUUGCUACCAAAUGUAUCCUUGACGAAAAAAUAGACAAAUGAUACAAGAUUGGAACUCUUUUGGAAUCAUAAAUUCAUGACUUUUAGAAAGUGUUUGGGCAAAGAAGGUUCUUCAGGGUCAAAUCUUGCCUGACUUAGAUUGUUUCAAAAGAGAGAAAAUUUCCACCCAAGAUCAUUUUGAAGGAACAAAAAUUAAAACAAAACCAGAAUGAAAUAGCUCAUGCGAGGGCCCAACUAAAUCAACUAUUGUUAAUUCAAGUCGAGAGAAAAUUCAAGAGCUGAAAGAAAAGAUUUUUAAGGUAACAAAAACUCCUCAAAUUUUGAAACGACUAAAUCAAAGAAAACUAAAGCAAAGAUCUGAUUCAAAAAUUAAGAGUGCUUUGCGGUUUAUCAAAAGGUUCAUCAAGAAGUUUUUUAAGACCAUGAACUCCCAGAUUAUUGAAAGAAGAUAUGUGAACUGAAGCCCUAUCAAGAUCUUUGAAACUAUGAGGUCUACCUUAUCAAACAUCGUAUCUGAAGAACUCCUUGUAGAUGACUUAGUCUAUUUCACAAUUGGAAUUCUCAAGAUAAAGAAGCCAUUUCAAUUAGACUGCAAACAAACGAUUAGAAAAGAGAUAUCUGACUUCAUUGAAAUGAGUGCCAAUUUCACAUACAAGAAAAUGCAAAGGGCAUUACAGUCUAACUACUUGAGAGUUUUAUGAAGGAGCAUCUUACCACAAGUUGAUAGAUCGAUUGCAGAGACUUUGGAGCAAGUAUUAAAUUUUGAAUAAAGAUUUUACAUCAAAUCUCUUCAUAACCUCAUUGUCUGAAGCAAGUUUCAUUGAAGGAAUA